This is a messenger RNA of Heterostelium album PN500, 264 nucleotides long. RefSeq lists its product as uncharacterized. The coding region runs from base 1 to 264 and encodes 87 amino acids. The transcript has 2 exons. Lineage: Eukaryota; Evosea; Eumycetozoa; Acytosteliales; Acytosteliaceae. The record is from RefSeq and is a predicted model, not a curated record.
AUGAAAUCAAUCAAAUUCACUCCACUAACUGAUGCAGUUAUGCACAGAUUCAAUCUGAACUCUAUUCUUGAAUCCUUAGAGCUUUCAUGUGGUCAACGAUUCGAUUGGACUAUGGAAGAUGCUUAUUGGUUGGUAAGAAGAAAGGACAACAUCACUACUCUCGCUUCACUUGUCUUUGAUCAAAUCUGGAAAUUCUAUUGUAAAUCCUAUUUUGGUGUACUCCUCUCCACGAAAACAACCUACUAUCUAACGAAUCUAUUAUAA